This is a messenger RNA of Trematosphaeria pertusa, 879 nucleotides long. RefSeq lists its product as uncharacterized. The record is from RefSeq and is a predicted model, not a curated record. The transcript has 2 exons. Lineage: Eukaryota; Fungi; Ascomycota; Dothideomycetes; Pleosporales; Trematosphaeriaceae. The coding region runs from base 1 to 879 and encodes 292 amino acids.
AUGGCGCCACGACCGCUUGCCAUACGUCCACCCGAGCGCAACCUCACGAUCCCCCUUCCCACACCCUCGGAGAAGACGGCGAUAUAUCCUCAGCGCGAGCGCGGCAGGACAGUCGAGCAGACGCACUCCCGGCUCAUGCAGCUCCCCCUGGAGCUGAGGCAGAUGAUAUAUCGAGCCGUGCUGGGAGACAGCACGAUGCAUAUGAUCCUGAAGCGCAACAAGCUGGGGCAUCUGCGGUGCAAGGCGCCCAGCGCGCUGGAGUGUCCCUUGGGCUACAACGGCCGGACGCUGAGCCGCGAGUGCUGCUGGGGCACAGUGGAUAGCGCGAACAUAUGGUCGCCCAUGAGCGGCAACGUGGACGAGCCAACGGACGGCAACAUCAUCCCGUUCCUACAAACAUGCCGGCAAAUCUACUCCGAAUCCAUAGACUUCCUCUACUCCACAAACUGCUUCUCCUUCUCCGAUCUCGACUGCCUCCGCUACUUCUCCUGCACCACGCUCCCCGCCCGCUUCGCCCUCAUCCAGACCCUCGACAUAGAAUGGUGCAUGUCAUGGCCCAUCUACGACCCCAUCGCGCAGGCCCUGUUGCUCUCCAACCCUGCGCUGUACCCCCCGCACGACGAAGCAACCUGGGAGGAAACAUGGCGGAUAAUAGCAGACAUGCCGAAUCUGAAGUUCAUCCGCGCGAGCUUGUUGUACUUUGAUGGGUUCAGGGACCCAGGCUGCGAGGAGAGGAUGCUGGCGCCGCUGAGGAAGGCUACGACGCCGAAGCGGUUUGAGGUCCACGUUAGUUGGGCGGGGGACGAGAUCGAGGGAGCGCCGUUUCAAUUGAUUCGCCCGAUUAGGCAUGAUCCCGAUUUUGAGGAUGAGGAGUGGUGA